AUGGAGAAGACAGAAGAUCAGAUCAAUGGAGAAGAAAAACAAGAGCAUGCGCUUCCUCCGAUGGCACUCAACCAUGUGUCUAGGCUGUGCAGGUCUGUGAAAGAGUCCAUAGAUUUCUACGUGAAGGUUCUAGGGUUUGUGUUGAUUCAGAGGCCCCAGGUUCUGCAUUUUGAUGGGGCGUGGCUGUUCAACUACGGGGUUGGGAUCCACCUGGUGCAGGCUAAGGAAGAGGAUUACUGUAGGUUGCCUGAUAGAGAUCACUUGGACCCCAUGGACAACCAUAUCUCCUUCCAGUGUGAAGACAUGGAAGCAAUGGAGCAAAGACUAAAGGACUUCAACAUAAAGUACAUGAAGAGGACAAUAAAGGAUGAGCAUGGAACUGCAAUCGACCAACUCUUCUUCAAUGACCCAGAUGGAUUCAUGAUAGAGAUCUGCAACUGUGAGAACCUCAAGCUUGUCCCUGCAGGUUCAUUAGGCCAAAUCAAACUCCCACUUGAUCGACAUAAUCCUCCGGUCGAAUUGGCAAACGGCAACCAUGGUGGUCAUGAUUUAGCUGAAUUGCCAUGAUUUGAGUUCUCUUAAUUUCAUUCCUUCUAGCUAGGUAACCUUUAAAUUUUGUUCAACUAGUAAGAUUUCUCAUGAAAAUGUUUUUUCAGAUUUAUAGUUGUAUGGUUGCGCCAAUUAAUGGAACAUUUUGCUAGGAGUUAGGAUUUGGUACACUUGUGUUAUGAAAAUUUUAUAGAAAUAAAUGGUAAUGAAAAUGGACGAUAUUGCCCA
This is a messenger RNA of Vitis riparia (riverbank grape), 777 nucleotides long. RefSeq lists its product as uncharacterized. The transcript is spliced from 2 exons. Lineage: Eukaryota; Viridiplantae; Streptophyta; Magnoliopsida; Vitales; Vitaceae. The record is from RefSeq and is a predicted model, not a curated record. Bases 1 to 567 code for a protein of 188 amino acids.